AUUUUUAACUGGUUGAUAUGCUGGCCUUAUUUUGAGAAUUAAGGACAUUUACAAGUCCGAUUUGUGAUAUCGGUGUUUGAAAUUAGAUGAGCAGGUAGUCCUGGAAGACGGUGGAAGCAUGGAGGCAGGCGCAAGAGAGUAUCACAGCAAAGACUUCGAAUGGGAGCAACUGAGAAGCGAAAUAGAGAAUGAUCCUUCCCUUUCUUACCACUUGCAACCACCACUCCAUUCCCAAUCAUCCCCUUCCCAAGACUCUCUUGCUUGGAAUAACUUUCACUCCACUCAUUCCUCCGGCAAAUUCUUCAAGGAGAGACGAUAUUUGUUUAAGGAAUUCCCUGAGCUGGCCUCCUGUUCUCUGGUCCUGGAGGUUGGAUGUGGUAAUGGCAGCACCGCUCUACCGAUUUUACGUGCCACAGAAACUGCUAGGGUAUAUGCCUGUGAUUGCAGCAUUGAGGCGCUGGAGAGAUCCAAACAGAAUGUAUGUGCUUCUCAUGUCGAAGGAAUCGAAUCGCGGUUUCAUCCGUUUUACUGUGAUUUCUCUGUCACUCCAUUUCCUCAGUGGCUGGCUUGUAACUAUUGUAAACAGUUUUUACUACAAUGCCGGCAUAUUCCAGAUGUUUGCUGCGACACACCGACAGAUUCAAAUGUCUUUUUGAAGGAUGGUCAAUGCUGUAUUGGCGGAGUUGAUGUUGUUACUUUGAUUUUCACACUAUCAGCUGUACCAUUCGAUAGGAUGCCUGCAGCAAUGUCAGAGUGCUUCUCAGUUUUGAAGCCUGGUGGCCUACUCUUAUUCAGGGAUUAUGGCCUCUAUGACAUGACCAUGCUUCGAUUUGAGCCGGAUCAAAAAGUAGGAAAUAGGGAGUAUAAGCGUACCGAGGGUACCAGAGCUUAUUUCUUCUCUUUGGAUUGCGUGAAAAACCUCUUUAAGGGUGUCGGCUUCGUUGAGCUCGAGCUAGAUUACUGCUGUAUUAAAUCAGUGAAUCGUCGAAAUGGGAAAACAAUGCGAAGGGUGUGGGUGCAUGGGAAGUUCCAGAAGCCGGUACAAGAUCAAUCCAUGAAGUGAAAUUUUGCAGGAGAAAGCACCAGCGCUUCAAUCUAGACGCCAAUUGUUUGUAAACAAAGAAGUAUAGGAAACAAACAAAUUUUAAAAAAACCAUUUAUAAAUCAUGUCAAGAACGGACACAGUUUGACAAGUUUGCAUGCUUUCAUGUAUUUAAUGUAUCAAGUCACCAAGAGUAUUGUGAAGCCUCAGAUAAAGUUAAAAGUUCUUCCAGGUAAUCGGCACCCAAAUCUUCCAACACAACCACAUUAUUGUUAAGACCAUCUUGAUGUGCAAA
Messenger RNA from Daucus carota subsp. sativus, 1337 nucleotides. RefSeq lists its product as uncharacterized. NCBI's taxonomy places the organism in Eukaryota, Viridiplantae, Streptophyta, Magnoliopsida, Apiales, Apiaceae. The record is from RefSeq and is a predicted model, not a curated record. Bases 119 to 1063 code for a protein of 314 amino acids. The transcript is spliced from 7 exons.